AUGUACAAUCUGAAUAAGUAGAUUUUUUACCGAAAAUCUAGCUAUGCAUUAUUAGAUAUUGGAUUUAGUAAAGUCAAUUAUCCUGCAAAAUAUGAUGAUACUAAUCCAAUUAAAAUCUACUUAAAGUUUUUAAACAAAUGCAAUAAUUUAAAAUAAAUUUUGCAGAAUCAACCAGCAAAUAUGAAUGAUAUCGGCUGUACUCAACUUAGACUAAGCAAAUUGUUUAGCAUCAUCUCGCUGAACUGGAGAAAGAUGUUGGUAUUCAUCUAACUGUUUUUCUACUCUUGGAAAAGACGAAAAAGACAGAUAGAUUGA
Tetrahymena thermophila SB210 is the source of this 315-nucleotide messenger RNA. RefSeq lists its product as hypothetical. The record is from RefSeq and is a predicted model, not a curated record. The transcript has a single exon. Lineage: Eukaryota; Ciliophora; Oligohymenophorea; Hymenostomatida; Tetrahymenidae.